CGCUUUCCCCUCGUUUUAUUGAUUAUCUGCUGCCUGACAACCGGGAAUUUCUGCACGUCAAAUUUAUGAGCAUUCACGACAAUCACUAUGAGACACCAUGAUUUGGCUGUAUGGCGCAAUCUUUUUGGCGGUUGGAAGUAAUCUGCGGUUGGUGAGCGCGAAAAGGGGUCCGCAUCAUCCAAGAGGCGAACGUGGGGCGUACAAAGAGAAAUUGGAUGUGCACCUAACGCACGACGACGAGCACAUAAAAGAAGACCUAAAGGCGAUUAACCUACAACACAAGCAGGUGGAACAUAUGUCACUGGAGGAGAAACAAUUUUAUCAGUUCAAAUUGCAUGACGAUGACAAUAACGACAUGCUGGAUGGAUUGGAAAUCCUCCACAGUGCCAAUCAGCAUGAAAACACUUUCCAUAGGAUCGACAGAGACAAGUAUUACGAUGCCACUGAAUAUGAGUUACAGCAUAUUGUCGAUAUAAUUGACACCUUCAUGAAAGACGCCGAUCUGGAUGAUGAUGGCUUUAUCAACUACCAAGAGUACUCAACGGCCCUCAACAGAGUGGAAGUCGACGCUAAUCCUGAACCACCUUUAUUGGAUGAUCACUAAUGCUUCUCAUCUUCAUCAGCGUGUCACAGAGUCUACAAGACUAUAAAUUUUACACUAAUUAUCUCCAUCUCUGAAGUAUUUCACUUGGCCGAUGUGUUGAUGCUCUGCCACGAUGAGC
Phlebotomus argentipes is the source of this 722-nucleotide messenger RNA. RefSeq names its product multiple coagulation factor deficiency protein 2 homolog. Bases 98 to 604 code for a protein of 168 amino acids. The record is from RefSeq and is a predicted model, not a curated record. The transcript has 4 exons. Lineage: Eukaryota; Metazoa; Arthropoda; Insecta; Diptera; Psychodidae. Gene Ontology annotation, molecular function: calcium ion binding.